Molecule: messenger RNA, 2470 nt
Organism: Grammomys surdaster
Lineage: Eukaryota; Metazoa; Chordata; Mammalia; Rodentia; Muridae
Gene: Tmem265
Product: transmembrane protein 265
Exons: 2
Coding region: 1808-2140 (110 amino acids)
Cellular component (GO): membrane
Source: RefSeq, a predicted model, not a curated record
UUUAAAAAAAAAAAAACAUAAUAAACUUAGUUUCUGUACAAGCAUCCGUGUAAGGAGGCUUCUGAUUUUCUGGUCUGGUGGAGGGCUGGGUGGGAACUUGGAUGCCAUUUUUCUCCUCCCUCUUGCAAUGACUCCGUGCCUGAUCUCUAAUCCAAGAUUCUAUACCUUUGAAGCAGAAUUUAAUCCCUCUCCCAGUCAAAAAAGGGGGAGGGGAAGAUUGUCAAAUCUGGUGUGGUAGGCUGUUUAGAGUCUUUUAGACCACCCAGAUAGAUUCUUUUCUCUGGCUCCUGGACUCUCCCUCAGCUCUCCAGCGCCCGGGAGCUCCCUCUCAGUCUACUCAGGUGCUUCCUUACACUCCUGUCUUCAGAAAGCAGGCAGCCUCCAUUUGCUCAUGCCUUAGCCCUCCUCUGCUCUCCAUCUAACCAAACUGGUUUGAGUUGGCCAUGCCCCUUCCCAGCUCCCUGGGCUCUUCCAAUGGUGGCUGGCCCCACAACUCUACCUUGGCUUGGCUUGGAGCCAUGAGUCAGCUUCAUCUCCACCCAAGCCAAAUCAAACCUGAGGCAGGAGCCGAAACUCACAGUUCCUCAGAGCCUAUGGCCAGGUAAGAAUCUAUGCUUAUGUUUAUAGUUUCUGGCCUUAACUCCCUGUGCCCUCUUUUGGGCUUGUCUCAUUUGCUGACAGUUCAUUUCUUACCUCAACUGCUGUUGAAGCUUUGCCACAUCUUUUUGUUCUCUUCUAUCUCUGCAUUUUUGUUACUUGUGGUGGGGAACCACAGGCGGUUUCAUGUGUCCAGCCUGUAGGAUAAUGAUUGGACAUGAGAGUGGAAAGAUAUUUUCAUGUGCAUAGAGGGCCUGAGUAAAGAGAGCAUUGUGCAGGUUUCUGUGAGCGAAGUCAUUUGGACUCUGCUAAUCUGAUUGGGUUCUGUGGUCUGGAAUAAAAUGGAGAGAGGUGGCAAGAAAGCAUAGCAAAGGAGAUGUCUCAUAUUGAGGGGUUUUGUUUUGAGACAAGAUCUCAUGUAUCCUCAGACUCUGAGCUAGCAAUACUGGCCUUGAAUUCUUGAUCUUUUUUGCUUCUAACUGUACUGAAUAGAUGACUCCUACCACUCCUGGGUUCAGUGGGAUUUUUUUUUUAUUGUUUUUAGGUUUUUGUUCUGUUUUUAUAAACAUCAAAAAGAACUUAACUAUAUGAUCUUGCCUUUCCUUCAUCCUCAGAACUAUUCAUGCCCAGGGGUGGUGGUACAUGCCUUUAAUCCCAGCACUCAGGAGGCAGAGGCAAAUGGAUCUUUGUGAAUUCUAGGCCAGCCUGGUCUACAUAGCCCAGGACAGCCAGGGCUACAUAGAGAAACUAUCAAAAUAAGUAACCAACCAUAAAGCCAGAGCCAGGCAGUCUCUGAAUUUGAAGACACCCUUGUCUAUAUACUGAGUUCCAGGCCAGCCAGAGAGGGGAUACAUAAUGACCCCCUGUGUCAAAACAAAACCAAAAAAAGCUACCUAGUCAUAAGGUUUUAAGAUUCUAUCUCCUGUUUCUUGGAAUCCAGGUCCAUUUCCUUCUCUGUACUUGAAGAGCAAGUACAUUUACACAUGCUUGCCCUUCAAAAGAUUCAGAAUCUUAAGUUGAUGGAAAGGAUUCCAACCACAUAUUUAGUCUUCUGGCCUGAGUCACUGGAAGAAUUUCCCAGUAAAACAGCAUUCCUGAGUAUAGGGUUAGGACACUAGACAGCAUGCUUUGAGAAGGGUGGAGUCACCAUGCCCAAGCAAGAGCUCAUUUGUUGGGCUUAAAAGUGCCUUGACUAUAUCGCCCACAGGUGAUGGAGGACGAGGAGAAGGCAGCGGAGAGCUUGGUGAGCAACCUGGAAGCUGCUUAUCCUCCAUCCCCCCCUAUCCACUGCUGCUGGCUCCGCCUCCAGUACUUGGCAGCUACUAGCAUUAUCUGUGGCUGUUCUUGCCUGGGGAUCAUGGCUCUUGUGUUUGCCAUCAAGGCAGAAGAGCGGCAUAAGGCAGGCCAGUCGGAGGAGGCCAUAUACUUGGGGGCCCGGGCCCGGAGACUCGUCCUGGCCAGUUUUGCUGUCUGGUUGGCUGUCCUUUUUCUGGGUCCCCUGCUGCUGUGGCUGCUCUCGUACACCAUUGCUCAGGCUGAGUAACCCUGAGUGGCCUUUGCUGAGAGUCAGUCAAGACCUGGAUCCAAUUCAACAGUUCAGCAGUGCUCACAGUUCUGGUGACAGGAGUGGUGCCUGGUUCUUUCUGUCUGGAAGGAUAUUGCCCUUCUCGGGAGCCAUUGGAAGAGCUCAACUAGGCCAUUGAAAGCACCUGAGACUUCAAGGGGAGGUCAGCCUGCUCUGUUCUUUCAUUAUCCUCUGCUUUAUCUCCCUUGCCCUUCCAUUCUAGGAGCCUCCGUUCAGAGAAAGGGAUGAAAACCAGGCUUGAUUUUAUUAAAAUUUGUUUUGUAAUAAAAAUCUUUUUUGGUGGUGAAA